UGACAAGCUCAGCUCAGCUCGCCUCGGCUCAUCUCACAGGUGUAGUGUACAGUGUACUAGAGACCGAAAACUUCACCCGUCAAUUGCCAUGGCGCUCAGCCUUCGAGCCGCCGCAUCCCUCGCCGCCCCGCCGGCUCACCUGCGUCCGCGCCGACGCGCCACCUCUGUCCCUGUGGUCCGCGCCACUGUGUCCCCUCCUCCGGCGCUCGACAGCAGGCGGCGCCCGCAGAACGUGUCCGGCGAGUUCUUCGUCGAUCACCGGUGCAUCGACUGCGCCACCUGCAGGUGGAUGGCUCCGGAGGUGUUCAAGAGGGUCGACGACCAGUCCGCCGUGGCGGCGCAACCCACCUCCGAGGAAAUCAGGACCAAGGCACUGCAGGCCUUGCUCUCUUGCCCUACAGGCUCUAUCCACACUGACAAGCCUACAGAAGACAUUCUCCAAGUGCAGAACACAUUCCCUCUCCCCAUCGACGACGAUCUUCCCGGAGUUUACCUCUGUGGUUACCAUUCUGAGAACUCAUAUGGAGCAACAUCUUAUCUUAUAGUUCACCCGGAAGGGAACAUAAUGGUUGACAGCCCGAGAUAUACGCCAAAACUAGCGAACCAGCUUGAGAAGCUCGGCGGAGCGCGUUACAUGUUUCUGACUCACAUUGACGAUGUCGCGGAUCAUCGGAAAUGGGCCGAGCGGCUAAAGUGCGAGAGAAUCAUUCAUUCAGGAGAUGUGGAGGAUAUCACUGCUGAUGUCGAGUGGAAACUUACUGGAAAUGGCCCCUGGAACAUUGGAACUGAUUUUGAACUUAUCCAUACCCCAGGGCAUACCGAAGGCUCAGUCUGUUUGCUGUACAAACCUCUGAAGGCACUAUUUACUGGUGACCAUGUCGCAAAAUCAGAAGAAUCAGAUGAUCUAAACCUCUUUCUGAUGUACAGUAAGCAAUCAGUGGAUGUGCAACUGGACAGCAUCAGGAAGUUACUGGACUUCAAUUUUGAGUGGUUUUUACCUGGGCAUGGCUACCGAAUCCGAUAUGAAGAUGUAUAUGCCAAGAAUUCAGCUAUUGAGGCUCUCCUUGCAGACUACACAAACUAAGGAGCAUCUUAUGAAUUAUGAUCACAAAUUUCAAAUAUAUGGAUUCCAGAAUAAAGGGACGAGGUGGAUAUGCAGUCGCAGAGAAAUCCUGAUCGACGCUACUGCUUUGGCUUUCUUGUCCAAACGCCAUCUACUUUAUUGUACUCCAUCUGUUUCUAAAUACUCCCUCCGUUCGGAAUUACUCGUCCAAGAAAUGAAUGUAUCUAGAUGUGGUUUAGUUGUAGAUAACAUCCAUUUUUAUCCAUUUUUAUGACAAGUAAUUCCGAACGGAGGGAGUACAAGUCUUUUUAGAAAUUGCACUACAAACUACAUAUGGAUGUAUAUAGACAUAUUUUAGAGUGUAUAUUCACUCGUUUUGCUCCGCAUGUAGUCUAUAGUUGAAUCUCUAAAAAGACUUAUAUUUAGGAACGCAGGGAGUACAUGAUAUCCCUCUCCUGGAUGUAUAAGGCUUGGAUAUACCUCUAGCAAGUUGAAAAUGUUGGUGGAGUAUCGUGCAAUGAAUAUGUGUUAUUGUAGUA
Messenger RNA from Triticum aestivum (bread wheat), 1602 nucleotides. RefSeq lists its product as uncharacterized. The coding region runs from base 89 to 1084 and encodes 331 amino acids. The record is from RefSeq and is a predicted model, not a curated record. NCBI's taxonomy places the organism in Eukaryota, Viridiplantae, Streptophyta, Magnoliopsida, Poales, Poaceae. The transcript is spliced from 10 exons.